AACAAGAGGGGCAGCAACACGCCCACGACGCCGAGAAAAGCGGAUUAAAGUCCCGCAGAGAUGGCAGGAGAGACCGAGGACGAGAUACCAGAAUCAGGGGCUGUUUUUACUUUUGGAAAGAGCAAAUUCGCGGAAAACGUCCCGAGUAAAUUCUGGCUUAAAAACGACGUCCCCUUAAAGAUCGCCUGCGGGGACGAGCACACCGCCUUGAUCACAGAAAAUGGGAAACUCUUCAUGUUUGGGAGCAACAACUGGGGCCAGCUGGGUCUGGGCUCCAAAGCGACCGUGAGCAAGCCGACGUGUGUCAAAGGUGUGUCUCUAAAAGAGCUCUUUUCCCCACUUUACUCCCAAACAGGUGGGAGAGCGCUGGGUGCAAAAUGCUGCCUCCGACACCUGCUGCUGACUCAUGUGUUCACAGAGGGGGGGGACCUGUUCAUGUGGGGCGACAACACGGAGGGGCAGAUCGGUUUGGGGAAGGAGAGCCACGCCUCGACGCCACAGGAAGUCAGCGUGGGGCGCUCCAUCAGUUGGGUGUCCUGCGGGUACUACCACUCCGCCUUCAUCACAGAGGACGGAGGGCUGUACACGUUUGGGGAGUGUGACAGUGGGAAGCUGGGUCUGAACACGGAGCAGCUGCAGCGGCACCGCGUCCCCCAGCUGGUGGGGGGGCUGAGGCAGCCGGUGACCCAGGUCUCCUGUGGGGGGGGACACACCGUGGCUCUCACAGAGGACGACGUGUUCACGUUCGGCCUCGGUCAGUUCGGACAGCUCGGUCACGGGACGUUCAUCUUCGAGUCGCGGCUGCCUCGACGCAUCGAACACUUCAAGAAAGGACGAGUGUGUCAUGUGACCUGCGGAGAAAACCACACGGCUGUCAUCACGGACGGAGGGUUGCUGUACACGUUUGGAGACGGUCGUCACGGUAAACUGGGCCUCGGAGACGAGAACUUCACAAACCAGUUCAAACCCACGCUGUGUCCGCGCUUCCUCAAAUACAACGUGCAGGCGCGGAAGGGUAAGAGCUCUAAAGAUCAGAUUAAGAUGAGUCGUUUCUCUUCUCGUGAGAGCAAAGCGGUUUCUCCUCGCCGGGCGUUACCCACGGAGCUGCUGAGGAACCCGGGGACUACUCUCAGUCAGAACCAGGAGAACCUGGUCCUGGCCAUGGAGGAGCUGCAGAGACCCGGUAAAAACAAGAACAUCGCGGACAUUAGGAAGGCGGCAUCCAAACAGCGUCUCCGACCGACUCCGGGGGCAAACACGCUGAUGGAGGUCGCCAGGAAGAGCCCUGACAUCAGGAAGAUUCAACGAGAAGUUAAAGCCGUCCAAAGCAAACCCAUCGCGGUGCAGAGUGUCAGCUCUCCACACACACUUCAUCUGAAUGAGGAGGAGGGUCUAUCGGAGGUCAGGUCCAAAUCUAAAGAGUUAUCGAAGAAAUCUAAGAACGAGAAAAACCAAAAGGAGGCGGAGAUAAAGGCGGAAGUUGGGGAGGGAACUCCGACAAAGGCGUCAAAGCUGGGCCUCGUCGCUGGAGCCGCCUCCGUCGCAGUGGGGGCGCUGCUGAUGCACCAGGUGGCGUCCAGAGAGGAGAGGACGCAGUCUGAGUCUCACGCUGAAGACUAUACACACAAAUCAGCCGUGAGCAUCAACAUCAUCCCUCAGAGUCCUGAAGGAAGCAAGGAAACAAGUCAGGAGGAGAGAGAGGAAGAGGGGGAGCAGAGUAGAAGUGCAGAAGUCAGCGAGAACGAGGAGGAAGAAGAACUUAGUCACAGCGUGGAGAAGGUGACCAAAGAUGAUGAAGAUGAUGAAGAUGAAGAAGGAGAGGAAGUCAGUCACAGCGUGGAGAAGGCGACAGAAGAUGAUGAAGAUGAAGGAGAGGAAGUCAGUCACAGCGUGGAGAAGGCGACAGAAGAUGAUGAAGAUGAUGAAGAGGACAGCAACACUCUUCAACCAGAGGAGGAAACUGAUGAAGGAGAGGAGGUGAGUGAGGAUGAGGAAGAGGAAGUCAUUCACAGCGUAGAAGAAGAAGACAGCAACACUCUUCAAACAGAGGAUGAUGAAGAGGAAGAUAAGAGCAGUGCUGAGGAGGAGGAAGAGGAGGAAGCAAGUGGCACGGCAGGAAGUGAAAGUGAAGAUGAGACUGAAUCAAAAGAGAGCAUAGGAAGUGAUGAAGAGGAGGAAGAGGAAGGUUCGAGUAAUGAGACAGAGAGCGCAGGAAGAGAGUCUGAAAGUGAGGAGGAAGAAGGAAGUGAUGAAGGAAGUGAGACAGAGGAGGGAGAAGGAAGUGAUGAAGGAAGUGAGACAGAGGGAGGAGAGGAAACAGAGGAAGAGGAGGAGGAGGAGGGAGAAAAAGAAGAGGAGGAGGAAGAGGUUGUCCAAAAGACAAAGUCAGCUGGAGUCCAGAGAGGUAAACCCAGGAGCAGACAGAGGUCGGGGGUCAAAGGUCAGGCGGCAGGCGAGGAAGAGGAGUUCUGGGACGACGUGCUGCCGCAGUACCUCAACCUGAAGUGAAGUGAGGAAGACUGUGGUCUUCAUCCAGAUGGAACACUCCUAUUGGCUAGCGCUCCAACACAUUGUGCGUGAUAGGCUAAGGGGGCGGGACAUCUCUAAGCAGGUCGACCAAUCAGAACAGACUGUGUGCUGCGUAACAGGCAGUGUGAGCAAAAUGAAGAGCUUUUUCAACAUUAAAGCCACUUUUAAAGCAUGUUACUAAGGAGGAGCAAUCGAGCGCUGCACCAUCACAGUUGGAUUCACCAAACAAGAAAUUUAAACAAAUAUUAAGCUGCAUUUCAAAUAUUUUAAAUCCAAUCAUAAAGUUGUAUUAGGCCCGUCCACACGGAGACGAGACGAAAACGAACCGUAGUCGUUUGCAAAAAAGUCUUCCGUCCACACGGAAACGCUCGACCCGCU
This is a messenger RNA of Notothenia coriiceps (black rockcod), 2907 nucleotides long. RefSeq names its product X-linked retinitis pigmentosa GTPase regulator-like. The record is from RefSeq and is a predicted model, not a curated record. The coding region runs from base 61 to 2508 and encodes 815 amino acids. The transcript has 9 exons. NCBI's taxonomy places the organism in Eukaryota, Metazoa, Chordata, Actinopteri, Perciformes, Nototheniidae.